Molecule: messenger RNA, 362 nt
Organism: Drosophila virilis
Lineage: Eukaryota; Metazoa; Arthropoda; Insecta; Diptera; Drosophilidae
Source: RefSeq, a predicted model, not a curated record
CAGUAUUGCUGCAAAAUGUUGUUCGACUCGUUGACAAGUCAGCUGCUGGUACUGCUCGCUCUGCUGGUAGCGACCAUAGGUCCCCUACCAAGCGCGGGCUUAAAAGAAAGGGUUCCACUCACUUGGCAGCAAAGACAGUACUACCAGUCGAGCUGGAAGCAGCGCAUAAGAUUUACCACUACACCGGAGCCUGGUUCAACGCCGGAACCGGAGGAGCUGCGUAAGGUUUAUCCCUGCUACUGCUACAAGCCUCCGCAGCCAGGGGAAUCCACAACCGAGGGCUAUGAAAAGUACAUGACUGAGAGCAAAGAUAUAUUUAUAUUAAAUAAAUAAAUACAAAGCUCCAAAUAUUAAGCACAAGA